AUGAGCGCCGCCGCCGCGUCCUCCAGCCAACAGCCGCCCUCAUCGGGCGCCCACCCCUCGCUCCAGAAUAACGAUGAGAAGAAUAGCGUGGUCAUCAAGGUCGGCAUGGUGGGCGACUCGCAGAUCGGCAAGACAAGCUUGAUGGUCAAGUACGUCGAGGGCUCGUUCGACGAGGACUACAUCCAGACGCUGGGCGUCAACUUUAUGGAGAAGACGAUCUCCGUAAGACGGACGACGAUCACGUUCUCAAUAUGGGACCUCGGCGGCCAGCGCGAGUUUGUGAACAUGUUGCCGCUCGUUUGUAAUGACGCCGUGGCUAUACUCUUCAUGUUCGACUUGUCGAGGAAGAGCACGCUUAAUAGUGUCAAGGAGUGGUAUAGGCAGGCGAGGGGGUUCAAUAAGACGGCCAUCCCGUUUCUCAUCGGUACCAAGUUCGAUACCUUUGCCACCUUCCCGCGAGACGAACAGGAGGAGAUCACGAAGCAGGCGAAACGAUUCGCGAAAGCGAUGCACGCCUCGCUCGUCUUCUGUAGCACGUCAGCAAGCAUCAACGUGCAGAAGAUAUUCAAGAUCGUGCUGGCGAAAGCUUUUGACUUGAAAUGCGUCAUCCCGGAGAUCGAGGGCGUGGGCGAGCCUGUGUUGAUAUAUGUGGAUGUGAUUAUGGGGAAGGCCGAGGAUGGAGGGAGAUGCGGGAGGGGUGGGGAGGAUGAGACGGAUGCGGACGGGUGGAUAGAGUCGAAGUCUACGAGAUCUGUACGUCGCGCCGCCAAAAACAAAGCCCUCAAUUACCCCUUCAAUUGUAUCCCCUUCAUCCGCCUUUCACCUCUACACACAAACAUCCCUUUGGACUCUUCCCACCUCAGUCAAACUCGGCCCGCCACGGACCCGCCUCGUCGUCGUUGCUCUUCCAUGCUGCAUAUCUAUCCCGUCGUUGUCUUGCCUUGCACCUCGUAUCCUCUCCUCGUCUCCGGUUCUCCAAUCCCCACCAGCUACGGAUCCGUGUUUCCUGUUCCAUCAUCAUAUACUUCCUCGUUUACCCCCAUCCUCCUCCCUUCCAGCCUUUCUCGUCGUAAGAAUUUGAAUUGA
Messenger RNA from Peniophora sp. CBMAI 1063, 1086 nucleotides. The record is from the annotation of a GenBank genome assembly. NCBI's taxonomy places the organism in Eukaryota, Fungi, Basidiomycota, Agaricomycetes, Russulales, Peniophoraceae.